AUGGCUGAGAUCGGCAACGACAAGAUCAAUCUGCUGACGAGCCAGGAUUCAUACGAGUUGCGUAUUGAUAUGGAGGACACCAGCGGCAACAAAAGAGCACUAGCUCCGCGCAUUUUUCAUGCUAGCAGCCGGAGAAGGAGACGAGAGAUAACUCUCUCAGCUUGGGCGACUACAGUGGCGACGCAGACUAUUUCCUUGAACAAUGUGAAAGUGCUAAUAGUGGAGACGUGCGCCAAUAUUGAGGCCCAGCGCACUGCUCUCCACAGCGGUCACGCGCCGAGGUUUGUAGUUUUAGGUGAAGAUGACCAGAAGCUCGAUUCAGCGUCUAGUUUGCCGGUAAAUAGAAACAGGCCACAUGUCAACAGGAUUCACUUCUGCAGACGUCGGGAUGAACUGGCGAAGCACGCUGUGGCGAAAGAAUUGGCUAACACAAUCCAAUGUUCCCAUGUGUCCAACACGGGAUAUCCAAAAUACAAGGCUGGCUGGUGGUAUGGCAAGUGUCACACGUCCAACCUGAACGGCCUUUACCUACUCGGGACUCACGUUUCCUUCGCCGACGGAAUCAACUGGCAAACAUGGCGGGGCUAUAAUUACUCACUGAAGCGCACAGACAUGAAGAUACGACCAAGCAAUUAUCGCAACUAG
Molecule: messenger RNA, 645 nt
Organism: Priapulus caudatus
Lineage: Eukaryota; Metazoa; Priapulida; Priapulimorpha; Priapulimorphida; Priapulidae
Exons: 6
Coding region: 1-645 (214 amino acids)
Source: RefSeq, a predicted model, not a curated record